Parathielavia appendiculata is the source of this 2046-nucleotide messenger RNA. RefSeq names its product S-adenosyl-L-methionine-dependent methyltransferase. The record is from RefSeq and is a predicted model, not a curated record. The coding region runs from base 446 to 1603 and encodes 385 amino acids. The transcript has 11 exons. Gene Ontology annotation, molecular function: methyltransferase activity. Lineage: Eukaryota; Fungi; Ascomycota; Sordariomycetes; Sordariales; Chaetomiaceae.
GUCGCCUCGACCCCAAGCCGGAGCCUCGAUGCGGGCCAAGAUAAAAACGUUGAGAAAACAUGACAUUCCGAUGUCCACAAGACGAUUUCCCCAUGUGCGCCCCCAAGCCGCUCCCGCGGCUGGCCGGGGUCUGCCCCGCUUUAUGCCGACCCUGAACCACCAUUGGCGAACCACAUGCCGCGGAGGCCAACCCGGCGGCCCGGUCCCCUGCAACAUGGCGCUGGAUGCUGCAGCCGUCGACUCUGCAAUCACGCUCCGGACCCCGCACCACCGCUCCACGUUCUGGUGAGGCCACCUUCAAAAUCGUUGCGACCGCCCCCCAGUGCGCAUUCCUUGUUGUGUUCCGCUCCUCUGUUUCCCAGAAGCAUUGCUGUUCUCCAGCGGUCGAUCCGGAUCUACUCUAUUCGAAGGCCAGGGAGAAAGGGAAUCGAGACAUCUCAUUGCCAUGGCCGAGUCGUCAGCGACGACUUCAUCCAGCGCCCCCGGCCUCGCCGGCCCGGCCCCUGCGGCGGCUACCCCGGCUGCUCCCGCCACUCCGCCCGCCGCUGCUAGUCCGCCAGCCGCCGCGAAUCCUUCUCCCGCUGUCCCGCAAAACACUGGGAUCCUGGAGGUCGAUGAUGCCCAUGAUGGCGAGGACGACGACUCUGCCCUCGGCGUGAGCUCCGGCGACGUGAGCGAGACCGCGUCGGUUGUCUCCAGCAUUUUCCGGUACCGCGAACAGAGCGGCCGAACCUUCCAUGCCUACCGGGACCGGACGGGGACCGGCAGCGACGAGUUCAUUCCCUACUUUCUGCCCAACGACGAGUCCGAGACCGAGCGCCUAGAUCUCCAACACAACCUUGUGAUAUUGACGCAGGACGGCCAGUUGUACAUCUCUCCGGCGGGCAAGGACAAGCCGCUCAAACGGGUCCUUGACGCCGGGUGCGGCACUGGUAUUUGGUCUAUUGAUUUCGCCGACGAGAAUCCCGAGACUUCCGUCGUUGGUAUCGACAUCAGCCCCAUCCAGCCGAGCUUCGUGCCCCCGAAAGUAGAGUUCUUUGUCGACGACCUUGAGCUGGAAUGGAACUAUGUCAACCCAUUUGACUUCAUUUACACCCGCUUCAUGACAGGCUCCCUCAAGAAUUGGCCCAAGUUUUUUGACCAAGCCUACAAGCACCUGCAACCGGGUGGCUGGAUCGAGAUUUGCGACAUCGUGAGCCCCAUCGCCUGCGACGAUGGCAGCAUGACGGACGAGACCCCGCUGCUGAAGUGGAGCAAACUACUCCUCGAGGCCUCCGAGAACCUGGGCGCCUCCCUGAGCUCCCCGCAGCACUACAAACAGCAGAUGAUCGACGCCGGGUUCCAGAACGUCGUGCAAGUCGACUACAAGUGGCCUACCAACCCCUGGCCUAAGGACCCCAAGCACAAGGAAAUCGGCGCGUGGACUCAGGCGAAUAUCAUGCAGGCCCUCCAAGCUCUCAGUAUCAUGUCCUUUACCAAGGGCCUGGGCUGGUCUGUUAUCGAGGUUGAGACGCUGCUUGCCCAGGUCCGCAAGGAUGUUAAGAACAAGGACGUUCACGCCUACUGGCCGAUCAUUGUUGUUUAUGGCCAGAAGCCUGAGUAGAUGGAGGUUGGUGAGACAGAAAGCGGGUGUAUGGAAUUCUGAUCUGGAGUUGGAGUUGAGACUAGGAGUGGGAGUGCGCAUGGGGGGAGAUAGAUAUUCAUGAAAUGUGGGUGGCGGUGUGCUUGUUGUCGAAUUGAGGGGGUUGAGUAGUCAUGAGCGAAUGUUGACUGCUGUUCACUUCUUUCAUUACGUCUGAGAAAAUACCCUAUGCUUUGCCCGGACAGUUGACACGGGCAGAUAGCGCACGGCAUGGCGGGUUUGGUUGACCUUUUGGUGAAAUUUGAAUGUGUCAAAGAGACUGAAGCUGCAAGUGAGUAAAAUGGCCGGCAUAGAAUCGAGAAGUCUGUGUGGCUCUUAAAGGGCCCGCAGCCCCUUGAGAAAGCUAUCCAGACCGACAAUUGAUGGGGUCUAGUGAGCGAGGGCGUCAGGGAGAGAGGCGGUCG